Lampris incognitus (smalleye Pacific opah) is the source of this 3511-nucleotide messenger RNA. RefSeq names its product GRIP and coiled-coil domain containing 1 (gene gcc1). Lineage: Eukaryota; Metazoa; Chordata; Actinopteri; Lampriformes; Lampridae. The coding region runs from base 446 to 2935 and encodes 829 amino acids. The transcript is spliced from 3 exons. The record is from RefSeq and is a predicted model, not a curated record. Gene Ontology annotation, cellular component: Golgi apparatus.
UCUCACCGGAAGCUCCGCCUUCCUCUUCCGUGUCGGACCUCAACCAUAUUGGGUAGCCUGCCCGCUAACGUCCAAAACAGCCGGUUGGUACUAUUCAAGGGCGUCACUUUGGCUAAAUAAUUUCUCAAUCGACUUUUAACAACACACACACACAAAAUAAAGUAAUAUUUAAAAAUCGUUCGGGAUCGUUGUCAUCGGCUCGGAACGGAUUCCCGUUUGAGUACUUUUGCGCCCACCGCUAACGGCCACCCUGUCAGCGUUCGCUUUAAAGGAAUUCAUCAGUCCAGUUUCAUCGAUUUCAAUGGCAGAUACAUACAGCUAUAUGUAAACCUCAUGAGCUGUAACAGCUGACAAAGAUUUUUCCAUAUUUAAUGGAUUUGCAAUUGGACAAAUAAGUAUGGGCCCAAGCUGAGCUGGAUUUUUGGCUAAAACUUGGACCAAAGCUAUGGAGAAGUUUGGGAUGACCUUUGGGGGUGGCCCCAGUAAGAAAGAGCUUUUGGACACAAUCGAAACCCAGAAGCACCAACUGAUACAGUACCAAACCCGUUUCAAAGAUGUAGUCAGAGCGUAUAAGAGUCUGUUAAAAGAGAAGGAGGCUCUCGAGGCCAGUUUGAAGGUGUUGACUGUUUCUCAGGAGGUUGAUUUCAGCCAGCGUGGCGAUGAUGGCUCCCUCAGUGGGGUUGGGGAUGCCUCUGCAAUCUCGGACUUGCCAGAUGACCACUGUUCUCUGCACAGCGAGGACAGUCUAGACACAGCAGCCUCAGCAGACACUGCCACCAGCGUAACCAGUGGAAGCACCAGAGGUGAACAGGUAGAGGAGGAGAACGGAGCCCACCCAGGUGAGGUGGGCAUGUCUGGCCCCUCACUAGCCCACAGGUCUGAGGCAGAGGCCAGCGGCUCAGAGAGCGGCAUCAGCUCCAGCAGUAGUGGAGGGCCAGACCAGCAGCAGCAAAUAACCUCAGCCGCCACCACUACCAACACCACAACCACUGUGGAGACAAACAAGCGAGUUCUCCAACUGAAAAACCAGCUCACCACCCUCACCAGCUCCCUCGCGACGGUCACUCAGGAAAAGUCCAGAAUGGAGGCGAGCUUCCAGGCCGACAAAAGAAUCAUGAAGCAGGAGCUGGAGGAGCUGCAGGGGAAGCUGGAGGAAAGCAGGAGGCAGCAGGAUGUGGAGAUGCAGACCCUGCAGGAGCAGCUGGCCGAGAGCAAGGCCCGCGUCAUCACCCAGCAGCACGAGAGAGAGCAGGAGCAGAGUGAUCACGCCCUGAUGCUCCGCGAGCUCCAGAAGCUCCUCCAGGAGGAGAGAGACCUGAGGCAGGACGCGGAGCUCCGCUUAGAGGAUGCAAGGGCAGCUCUGCUGCAGAGCACCCAGGCGGUAGACCGGGGUUUGGAGCAUGAGGCGCGACUCAAGGAGGUGACUGAGCAGCGGGAGGAGUUGAGGAGGAGCCUGCUGGCAGUGCAGAUGGAGAAGAGUAAGCCGGAUCCCCGCACGGAGGAGCUGCAGCAGGAGCUGGCAGAGCUGAAGAUUCACUACCAGCAGCAGUUACAGUGUGAGAUCAAAAAGGCAACGCAGGCGGAGGAGCAUGCACGCGAUCAAGCCCAGGCCGAGGAAAGUCGAGUGGCCAGUUUGGAGGAACGUGUAUCCGAACUAUCCGAGUUGCUGGGGGCGUGCGAGAAAGCCCGGCAGAGGGACCAGCAGGCUGCACACAGGCUGAAGGAGCGCAUCUUGCAGCUGGACACAGAAAACAAAACCCUGGCAAUUGCUGCUGCCAGCAGGGUCUCCACUGACCUGAACAUGGACGAGGCCAACCUGGAUGUCAACGUGUUGAAAGAAAAGCUGGAGAAGGUCAAACGGCUGCUGCUGUUGGCCUCCCAGAGGAACCCCGAGCAGAUGCUGGAGAUAGAGAAGCUGGCUGACAUGAAGGAUGAACUAGGAACUGGAAUAGGUGGAACAGAGAUCUCUGACGGCGAGAAGGCAUCAGCCCUUUACUACCAGCAGGAACUGCGGCAGCUGAAGGAGGAGUUUGAGCGCUACAAGGUGCGGGCACAGGUGGUGCUAAAGAAUAAGAACACCAAAGAUGGUUGCCAGGCCAAGGAGCUGGAGGAGACCCGCGACCAGCUGGUCGAGUUGAAGGAAAAGUAUAUCAACCUACGCAUCCAUAGUGACGAGGCCGAGGCCAAACACAGGCAGCAGCUGGAAGAGCGUCAGCAGCAGCUGCUCGUCACACAGCAGAGCCACAAACAGGAUCUGGAGCGAGCCGAGGCCCAGCACAGGGAGAGCCUGCUAAAGCUGGAGGGGGAGAUUCACAAGCAAAGGGAUCGCACCAUGGCCCUGCUGGCGGAGAAGGACAAAGAACUGGAGAAGCUGCGUUCGACAGCUAUCACUUAUGGCCACCGAGGCCACAGCAGCAGCGAUGAGGCUGACAGAGUUGCAGACUCCAGAGCUACAGCAGAUGGGGGCAGCAGCAACAGUGACGAGGCCAGCGUGGAUGACCUCGCCCAGGACGAGAGCGGCAUCAUUGCCCAAGCCCUGAGGCUGGUGGGGCCCAAUGAACCCACCUUGCUUUUGUAUGCCGAGCAGCUGGCCAGGAAGGAGGUGGAGAUUGGCUCACUUCGCAGGCAGAAGCGGCGCCUGGAGGAGGACCUGCAUCAGCUGCAGGGGAAGCUCAUUGCCAAUGGGGAGAGGCAUGACGAGGAGGUGGCUGAGCUGAGGGUCCAGCUGGACAAACUACUGAGAGACCAGGGCAGGGAGGGGGCCAACCUGGAGUACCUCAAAAAUGUCAUCUACAAGUUUCUCACCCUGCAGGACAGCAGGGGGCGCCAGCAGACUCUCACUGCCAUCCUGACCAUCCUUCACUUCAGUCCCCAGGAGAAGCAGGCUGUAUUUAAACUGCAGGGGCAGACAUGGUGGCAGGCAGGGUUGAGAUAAUACUGAGGAGAACUAAAUGUCUACAUCCUCAUUAACAACCAAGGCUGGCCUAAUCACCCCACAGAUGGUCAACAAGUGUUUGCCUCACUGACGUGUAUUUAUUCAGGUGUGGUGCUAAGACGAGCAACUUCAGAAUCAAGUUAUCGACUCCGAUGUUCUUUAAACCUUUGCUUCCCAACUUACUCUGUUCCCUUUACGAACUGGUACAGUUUAACCAUUAUACUUGUUUCGAUGAUGACACUAUUAUAGUUUUACAUUCCCUUGUAAUUAAACUUUUCAUUCCAUAAAUGCACUUCGUCUAUAUUAACUUUAUAUUCAAACCAUUGCCACAUCUGAAAAUCUCUAUUUUUGAGUGAUCAAAAUGAACUUAUCUGAUUGGCAUAUGUAGCUUUAACGCUUGCUCCCGUCAAAUGUGUGUAUGAUAUAUCUUAAGACUACACUGUGGGUAUGUUUCUGAUGCAGUCUUUUGGAAGAUAACUUGUUAUGCAGUUCUCCAUAUCAUUAAUAUGUAUAUUUUUGAUUCCCUGGCUGAAAUAAAACUAUUUUUUUCCUUGUUAAUUCACUCAGUGGGCCAAU